AUGUGGCUUUUCUUUGGAACUUUGUGUCGUGGAGCACUUGUGGUACUCCUGACCUUUCUUCUUUAUUUUGAUUCUAGUCGUCUUCCGACGCCUGAUUAUGUUGCCGGAGAGAUGUGUAACAUGUUGGAGAGACACGCGGAGUGUUCCAGCUGUCAGAAGCUUCUGAGCCAUUUCGAUGUCGAUGGAAAAGGCGAUGAGUCCCCGAUCUGGCAAACUUUGCGACGGUUAGACAAGCCGCGUAUGCCUGCAGUGCAACCAUGUGAUGGCAAAACGAGGAGUGUGGAGUGUAAUCAUUUUCUUGAAAAUAGUCUCAUUGAAAAGUGGAGCAUGGUCUCUGCGCUUGUUCACGAAAUGAAAAAGUUUUACGCCACUACGGAUCCGGAUGCCGUGGGCAUCGUUAACACUCGGCACGAUGAACUCGUAGAGUUUAUACUGAAUGAAAGGGAAGCAAGAGAAAGUGAACAGCGGGAAUUGCAGAAGUGGGAAGAUUGCUCUUCUAUAGUCGAUGUCGAAAGUGACACUUCGGAGCUUUCCACGAACAAAUUGAGGAGGCACACAUAUGAAAGCAGUGCGUGCAGCAUUAGUUUCAGCAACGACCGCCAGCGAUCGUUCUGCUGGUGCCACUGCGCGGGAAAGUUGCCUUUCAUGGAGCGGACGCGGAUUUGGUUGCUUCAUAUUUACCUCUCGUACGAUAUGCGCAUGAAAAUAAUUAUUUUACAGCAUCAAAGGAACACCCUCUUUUGCCUUCUGUUGGAAUUAUGUUUACUUGGAAUAGUGAUGAGGCACCAGACUGUGGAGGCUGCAGUUGAAGUGGCGGGCGCCGUACAUCCCACCAACGGCAAAUUGAGCAAUGAACUCACGGAUGUUUUUAUGUCACAGGUUCACACGGGAAAAUCAACCACACGUCGGGUUGCGCCUCCACGAUUAAGAGGGUCCAGUCACCGGAAAGACUGA
Messenger RNA from Trypanosoma brucei brucei TREU927, 954 nucleotides. RefSeq lists its product as hypothetical. The coding region runs from base 1 to 954 and encodes 317 amino acids. The transcript has a single exon. Lineage: Eukaryota; Euglenozoa; Kinetoplastea; Trypanosomatida; Trypanosomatidae. The record is from RefSeq and is a predicted model, not a curated record.